UAACGCAUUUCCUGACAGUAGAUAAACAUGAACGCCCUGUUGGUGUUAUAGAAGCUCUUAAGAGACGAAACAUAGACAGAAUUAUGACACAAAACCAUGUGUCAGGGAUGGAGACAUCCGCCAUCUCCGUCCUGAAGCGGGCGGUGGAGCUGGACAACAGCAGCCGCUUCCAGGAGUCUCUGGUCUGCUACCAGGAGGGCAUCCAGCUGCUCAUGGACGUGUUGAAAGCUGUGAAAGAUGACUCAAAGAGAGGGCACUACAGGGAGAAGAUAAAGGGCUACAUGGACAGAGCAGAGCAGAUCAAAGCUCAUGUGAACCAGCUGAAAGAAGAUGGAAAGUACCAUGAGCAGAUUAGAAUAGCGGAGGAUGCUACUGGUUACAGCUACGAGGUGCUUUUCAAGCCGUAUAUAGGCAGUUUACUCACAGAGGUCUGGGUGGAGGAUCCGUACAUACGACACAUCCACCAACUGUACAACUUCCUGCGGUUCUGUGAGAUGCUGCUGAAAGCGCCCUGCAAGGUGAAGAAGAUCCAUCUCCUCACUUCACAAGACGAAGCGGACAGCAGCCAGCAGACCAGCGCUCUGGCUGAGCUGAAAGAGAGUCUGAGUGCUCAGGGAGUGACUCUGGAUGUGCAGUACUCCUCCUCUAUACAUGACAGGGAGAUCAGGUUCAACAAUGGAUGGAUCAUCAAGAUAGGAAGAGGGCUUGAUUAUUUUAAGAGACCAAAAGGACGAUUCUCCAUUGGAUAUUGUGACUAUGACCUCAGGCAGUGCCACGAAACCAGCGUAGACAUUUUUCACACCAAACACACAAAAACACUAUGAGAUAAUUUAUAAAGCUCGACUUCCUUCCUGCUCUCAAAACACACAGUAACGUCUGCUGUGUUGUUGGGUUUGCCUUAACACACAGGUGCAUGUGAUCAGCCUAAUGACAGCUGUGUAACUGAGCACUGUGCUUAUUGUCACACUGGCAUGUCUUUAAUUACAACCAACUGUGUGAUUCUCUUACUGGACAUUUCUUCAGACUAAUUCUUCUUUGUGUCUGUCUUUCUUCACUUUAAUUUUUUGAUUCAAUGACUUUUUAGGUAACUUUUUUUUUAACUUUUCUAUUGAUAUUAUGCUUAAAAAUACAUUAACUAUUUAAAUGAUAUUAAA
This is a messenger RNA of Epinephelus fuscoguttatus (brown-marbled grouper), 1154 nucleotides long. RefSeq names its product MIT, microtubule interacting and transport, domain containing 1 (gene mitd1). Gene Ontology annotation, biological process: midbody abscission. The transcript has 7 exons. Gene Ontology annotation, cellular component: midbody. The record is from RefSeq and is a predicted model, not a curated record. NCBI's taxonomy places the organism in Eukaryota, Metazoa, Chordata, Actinopteri, Perciformes, Serranidae. Bases 84 to 824 code for a protein of 246 amino acids.